AGGUUCUGCGAUAGGCCUCCAGAACUGGAUGUUCACGAUAUCAGAUACUCGUUGAGGCCGGUAGCCGCAGGUCUGAUAUGGCGCUCCUCCCUUAUCUUGAUACCGAUUCAAACCUCAAUCAUGGUUCCAGGACUACAUAAAUGAUGCCGGGUUGGUACAGCAAAUGGAGCAUCCGUCAACCGGUUCUCCAGUGUUGCGAGAUACACCAACUUUCUCUAUCACUUCUAUUAACGCCAUGGAUAGCAAAACCUUGAAAGGCUCUAUUGACGUCGAGCUCGGUCCUGAGGUCACCAAUGAGCGCGGCGAAGUUAUCACCAUAGCGAGCGAACGAAUGCCGGAAUCACUCCGUGGACUUAGCAAAGAUGAGAUCGCAGGUCUCAAUAAGAAGCUCGUUCGCAAGAUCGACCUCAUCAUCCUGCCAAUCAUCGGAAUUCUUUACAUCAUGAAUUACAUCGACCGGCAAAACCUGGCCGCAGCCAAGUUGCAAGGAAUCAUGCAGGAUCUCAAUAUGAACACCCAGCAAUUUGCGACGGCCGUUUCGAUCCUCUUCAUUGGUUACCUACCAUUUCAGAUUCCAAGUAACCUUUUGAUUGCAAAGAUCCCGCGACCUGGCAUGUACAUCUGCGUUGCUGUCAUGAUUUGGGGGUCUAUCUCGGCUGCGACAUCGGCUGUGACAACGUACAAGCAGCUGCUGGCCGUUCGAGCCAUCCUCGGUAUCGCAGAGGCGGUUUUCUUCCCCGGCGCGAUCUAUUACCUUUCCGCAUGGUACACAAAGACAGAACUUGGAAAGCGCAUUGCCAGCCUCUACAUUGCGCAACAAGUUGGCAACGCAUUUGGCGGGCUGUUCGCUGCGGCGAUCUUUCAGCUCGACGGGACGCACAAUAUCAGAGGCUGGCAGUGGCUGUUCAUUAUCGAAGGGUCUGCGACGGUGGGAAUUGGUGCUAUUUGUGCGUUCUUCAUGCCGGAGUUUCCACACAACAGUCGCAUCCUUACGCAACUCGAGCGUGAUCUUGCGGUUUGGCGUGUCGAAUCCGAGGCGGGUGCAGCAGAGGGGGCUGCCCAAGACGAGCAAGAGAGCGUGCUCAAAGGCUUUGGCAAAGCUUUGUGUGAUCCUAAACUGCUCCUCCUCAUCCUUUGCAACUUGCUGUCGCAGGCACAGGGAUCCAUUGCCAAUUACUUCCCAACGCUCAUCCGGUCGCUGGGCUUCUCCGACACCAUCAGCCUGCUGCUGACAGCACCACCCUACAUACUCGCAGGGUUCGUCUACUAUUGGUUAAUGUGGUACUCCGACCGCAAGAACACCGCUUACCCGAUUAUUCUAACGUGCAUUGCGAUCUCAAUCGGGAUGUACAUAAUUCCCAUGUCGACUCUGAACGUUGGGGCGCGCUACUUCUCCAUGAUGAUAUUGCCAUUUGCAUCUGUCGGUCCACAGCUCGUCCUCUACAAAACAAUCAAUUUGCAUCUUGCACGGCCGGUAUCAAAGCGUGCAGCAGCAUCCGCUCUGGUGAACGCCAUUGGAGGCACGUCGAACAUCUGGGCAUCAUAUCUCUACUAUGCACCCCCGCAGUUUUUUGCCGCCUUUGGAACGCUGAUGAGCUGUGCAUUCUUGUUUGCAGCCACUAUAACCUUUUACCGCUGGCUCGUAAUGCGAGAGAACAAGCGUCUAGAUUCGGGCAGGCCGGAGGAAAUCGCGAAAGUCAUCAAGGGAGGCGUGACAGAGCAGAUGAUCCAGCUUAACUGGCGAUACGAGAUGUACUAAUGCUUCUCCCUGGGAUCGUGGCUAUCAAGCCGGUCCUGCGUGAGGCGACAAGCUGCGAGUUGCAGAAGGGAAGGUUUCCAGGACGUCUGAGAAGGGCAUAUGCGGGCUCACUAGCUCCAAUUUUCAUAGGCGUGACUGAAAUGUUCUGGGAAGCUGCAUCAAGCAC
Messenger RNA from Dothidotthia symphoricarpi CBS 119687, 1925 nucleotides. RefSeq names its product MFS general substrate transporter. Gene Ontology annotation, molecular function: transmembrane transporter activity. The record is from RefSeq and is a predicted model, not a curated record. Gene Ontology annotation, biological process: transmembrane transport. The transcript has a single exon. Gene Ontology annotation, cellular component: membrane. NCBI's taxonomy places the organism in Eukaryota, Fungi, Ascomycota, Dothideomycetes, Pleosporales, Dothidotthiaceae. The coding region runs from base 164 to 1759 and encodes 531 amino acids.